GAGACGAGAAGAGAGCCAAACAAAAGGUAGAGCAACGCGACAGCACUACAUUGAUUGUGGACUGUAGCUCCAGGCGUUGAUCUCUCCGGAAAUAAGGGUCCCCUUUGACACGAGGGAGGAGCAACGCUGGGGAGGAAAACGGGAGAGAACGGAAAACGCAGGGCGCUGCAAAGCUUGAGACAAGUUUCCCCCAGGGAAAAAAGGGCAAACAAAGAUGCUAAAAAACAUGAGGUCCGGCAUGCGCCGCCUGGAGGAGAAGGCGAUUUCGAGCAUGUACAGCAAGGAUGACGGGAAGGACAGGGACAUGGUGGGCAUCAAAGUCGGAGACUUCGAGGCUAAAAACUUCUACCGGUAUUUCAGCCUGGGCGACCAGCUCGGGCAGGGCGCUUCGGGGAAGGUGUUCAAGGGCACCAUCAAGAAGAAGGGCAAGGGCGGCGGGAAGAUGCUGUGUGCCAUCAAGCGGGUCCGCAAGUUUCACCUCAAGGAGAGGAAGAAGCAGGCUCUAUUCCGCGAGGUGCAAAUCCUCCGCGGGCUGGACCACCCGAACAUCGUGAAGAUCUACCAGUUCUACCCGAAGGACACGGGGUACUACUACGUGGUCAUGGAGUUCCUUCUCGGGGGCGAGCUUUUCGACCACGUCGUCAAGAAGGAUACCUACAACGAGAGGGAGGCGCGGGACGUGUGCAAGCAGCUCGUGGACGCGAUGGGGUACAUUCACAGCCGCGGGAUCGUGCACCGAGACCUGAGGCCUGGCAACCUCCUCCUCGCCGCCCAGGGGGCCGGAGCCAGCGGCAGCCUCAAGAUCGCCGACUUCGGGAAGGCCAUGAGCGUCCGCGAAGGCCCGGUCACUACCAACGGCGGGGCCCCCGAGUUCGUGGCUCCGGAGGUGCUCUUGGGAAAACCGCACGACACGUCGCCGGACAUGUGGAGCAUCGGCCUGAUCGCGUUCAUGCUCCUCAGCGGAGCGCACCCAUUCUUCGAGCCCGACACUACCAAGAUGUUUAUCCGGGUAGCCGCGGCCGAUUACCAGUUCAAGCCGACUGAGUGGAGGAAUAUCUCGGGCGAGGCCCAGGACUUCAUCAGCAACCUCCUCGUGGUGGCCACGACAAAGCGGUUGACGGCGGAGCAGGCGAAGAGUCACCCGUGGCUGCUCGCCAGCGCGGAGAGCCUGGAGGCCCGCGAUCUGUGCGAUAACUUGCAGACGUUCAAGGUGUUCAACGCCAAGCGAAAGCUCCGAGCAACGAUGAAGACGGUCCUUGCCGCGAGGCGCAUGUUCUCGUGGCUGCCGACGGACGAAUUCUCCAAGGCCUACCAGCUGGGCAACAUGCUCGGCGAAGGCGCGUAUGGUAUGGUGUUCAAGGCCACCCCGGCCUUGCCCGCGAGCUUGUCAGAGGAGGAGGACGGGGCAGACGAUGGCUCGGCCGCGGCGCCCCGCGAGUACGCCGUGAAGCGAAUAAAGAGGGAGGGCCUGUCCGACCAGGAGGAGCAGGAGGUCAUCGCGGAGGCGAACAUCAUGCGCGAGCUAGACCACCCCAAUCUGGUGAGCAUCUACGACUUCUACCAAGACGACCCGAAGUUCUUCUACAUGGUGCUUGAGCUCAUGGAGGGCGGGGAGCUCUUCGACCGUAUCGUCCAGAAGCAAUACUACAACGAAGCGGAGGCAAGGGACGUCUGCUUGACCUUCCUGGAAGCCAUGAAGUACACCCACGGCCAGGGGGUGGUGCACCGGGACUUGAAGCCGGAGAACUUGCUCCUGGCGUCCAAGAGCGACGACUCGAGCAUCCGCCUCGCGGACUUCGGGUUCGCGGUCAGCGUCCUCGACGGUUACGUCACCGACCAGUGCGGAACCCCGGGGUACGUGGCGCCAGAGAUUCUGCGGAGCCGCCCAUACGGCACGUCGGUGGAUAUGUGGAGCAUCGGCGUGAUCAUCUACAUCAUCCUGGCCGGGUACCCGCCUUUCCACGAUGAGGACCAGAACCGCCUGUACCGCAAGAUCAAGGCCGGUCAUUACCGCUUCGACCCUGAGUACUGGAACGAUGUCUCGUCGGAGGCUAAGGACCUCAUCCGCAAGCUGCUGACCGUGGAUCCCACGAGGCGGCUCACAGCUGCUGAGGCCUGCGAGCACCCCUGGCUCUCCACCGCCAGAGGAAACCUCACCCAGCACGACCUCGGCGCCGGCCUGGAGAAGCUCAAAAUCUUCAACGCCACACGGAAGUUGCGCGCCGCCAUCAGAUCGGUGCUACUUUCGAAGAAGAUCGCGAGAGAUUUGGGGCUGACGCCGACGAUAUAA
This is a messenger RNA of Ectocarpus siliculosus, 2290 nucleotides long. Lineage: Eukaryota; Phaeophyceae; Ectocarpales; Ectocarpaceae. The record is from the annotation of a GenBank genome assembly.